Vanderwaltozyma polyspora DSM 70294 is the source of this 294-nucleotide messenger RNA. RefSeq lists its product as uncharacterized. Lineage: Eukaryota; Fungi; Ascomycota; Saccharomycetes; Saccharomycetales; Saccharomycetaceae. The transcript has a single exon. The record is from RefSeq and is a predicted model, not a curated record. Bases 1 to 294 code for a protein of 97 amino acids.
AUGGUUGAAUGGUGUGUCAUUAUAAAUGAUAAAAAAGGGUCUGAUAGAUCAGAAUUAAGACCACAACAUUUAGCAGGCAUCCCACCUUUAGUUGAACAAGGUAAAUUAAAAUGUGCUGGUGCUAUUUAUAACGAUGAUGGAUCAUUUGCUGGUUCUCACUUGCAAAUUGUAGCUGACACCAAAGAACAGGCUUUAGAAGUGGUUAAAGGUGAUGUUUUUGCAACUGGUGGCAUUUGGGACUUAGAUAGUAUAAUCAUUUAUAAAUUUGGUUGUGCUGUUCGUCAACCAAAAUAG